AUUUAAACUAGUUUAACCGAAUUAAAACUACUUUUAAAGCUAGGCGUACGUUCGAGUAAAUGCGUUCGUGUAGAAAUUAAUUCGCUAUAGCUUUCAAAUGAACAUCUGACGGCAUGGUUAAAAUGGCCUCAACAGAAGAGCAGGAUAGGAAAAUAGUACUGGAGUUCUGCCACCUGUUGGAGAAGUCGAAACAGCUAUUCAACGGGCUGCGCGAUCUCCCCCAAUACGGACAUCGGCAGUGGCAGGCAUACUUUGGGCGCACCUUCGACGUGUACACGAAGCUGUGGAAGUUUCAGCAGCAACAUAGACUAGUCCUAGAUUCUAAGUACGGAUUAAAGCGAUGGCAAAUCGGUGAAAUAGCUAGUAAAAUUGGACAACUCUAUUAUCAUUACUAUCUUAGAACGAGUGAAACAAAUUAUCUCAAUGAAGCAUAUUCGUUUUAUUCGGCAAUCAGAGGGCGUGCUUACUACUCCCGGGCAAUCAAGGAGGACCGGCCGGAUCUGAUGGUUAAGAAAUUACGUUACUACGCUAGAUUUAUUGUUGUUUGUUUACUGUUGAAAAAGAUGAAGCUAGUGAGAGAAUUAGUUAUUGAAUUAGAGCGACAAAUACAGGAAUACACGACAACCUAUGAACCCGAGGAUCAGCUCGAGUGGUCGCUCGUGUUGGACGAAAUCAAGGGAUUCAUCAAAGCGGAAGCAGCAGUCGCUGUACUUCAUGCAGACACGAAUCCCAUCGUAUUGUCCCACAGUGGUUCUGGUUCUAGGUUAAGUCCACUGACGACGCCCCCCUGCGAGAGGACGCCGCACAUGACGCUCAGUCUACAGGAGAUACUGAUCGUGGGGUCCGCCUGCGAACAAGCCAAGUUCUCAGAGCUAACGAUGGAUAUGUUUAGAAUGCUGCAAACAUUAGAACGAGAACCAACCGAAUCGAUGCAUCCCCUAGCGGGUCAUCCAAUGGUUACACAUGGUGGACCGCAUGAUGCCAGUCCUGCAGCCAGUAGGAUGCCACCAUAUGGAGUACCGGGGUCCAAAGGAUACGUGGAAAAUGGCGAUCGUCGAGGAAUGCGUGAUAACCCACAUAAAUAUCUGCUGUAUAAACCAUCGCUCAGUCAACUCAUGGUGUUUCUAUCGAGUGGAUUCAAAGAACUACCACCUGGUGGAGCUCUUCUGCUAUACAUGUCAGCUGAUGGAUGUUUCUCGACUACGAAGCAUCCACAGGAUUAUGGUUACGAGUUAGGAGGACUGGCGACAAGCGUUAAACGCGAUGCCGUUGACGGUGGGCUGGCAGUGAGGGGAAAGUCUAGCUCUGGUUAUAAAGAACCACAUUGUCUCUACCCGGGAGACUUGUAUCCAUACACGCGAAGACCACUGUUUAUAAUAAUCGAUUCUGACAACUCGUUUGUAUUCCAGCACAUACCAAGGUAUUUUGGUCAGCCACUUGUGAUAUUGAUGUCACCCCAGGAUGUUCCUGCGAAUUUCCAAGGUAUGAAUUUGCAACAUCAUGGUUCACUCUUUACUCUGUUUCUUCACUCUCCGAUGACUGCUCUGUGCUACAUCUGCAAUGUUGGUGAUGUCCCGAUUCACCACUGGGAGCGGUGUCAAAACUAUGUCGAUCGAUUUGUGACGGAAGCAUCACGGUUAGUAACAAGAUGUCGGAUGGACGAAAUAGAACAGGGUAUAGGGUACAUCGAUUCAUCCUAUGUACAGUUUUUCGGGGAUGACUUUUUGCGUACGCUCAUACUACGGUUUGUAUUUUGUGAUGUAACUUUGCGAUUACACCGAGGCUUCCGGGGUCGACAUCAGCGGCCACGAUGUGAACCUGCCCUACCGAGUGCGGAACUGUUGGAGCAUCCAUCCUUAGCUCACAUUAUCCUGCAACUAGCUUCGGCGUUAGAUGUCAGAGGACAUUUUGUCGAGGGUCCCGAAGGCGAUUGAUGGAGGAGGUCCUUAGAUCGCAAUGUCGCCGACGAACCUAGCCGAACCAAUGGAAUCAGUUACGACUUAUUGCUGCUGACGCUAUUGUUGGUGGCAAGGGGGCAACAAUUGCGACGUGAAAUUACUGGUAAGCAUGAAACUUCCAAUGCCUGUUCGGUGGAAUGCGGCAGGAUUGUGUUCAAACUAUUCAAACCCGUCAUUAGUGAAGCGACCGAUGGUGGUGGUGAUCGUAUGAAAUGUUGUCACGAGUUGCAGUGCUACGCUAGAACGCUUUUUAUGAUUUGAGCAUAAUCAGCCGACCAUGGAAUGAAGUGCAUCGCACCUUAAUAAA
This is a messenger RNA of Ochlerotatus camptorhynchus, 2265 nucleotides long. Its product is annotated as protein SCAI. Lineage: Eukaryota; Metazoa; Arthropoda; Insecta; Diptera; Culicidae. Gene Ontology annotation, biological process: DNA-templated transcription. Gene Ontology annotation, molecular function: transcription corepressor activity. Gene Ontology annotation, cellular component: nucleus. The coding region runs from base 114 to 1934 and encodes 606 amino acids. The record is from RefSeq and is a predicted model, not a curated record. The transcript has 11 exons.